Rhodotorula toruloides NP11 is the source of this 1128-nucleotide messenger RNA. RefSeq names its product coiled-coil domain-containing protein 130. Gene Ontology annotation, biological process: mRNA splicing, via spliceosome. The transcript is spliced from 5 exons. Lineage: Eukaryota; Fungi; Basidiomycota; Microbotryomycetes; Sporidiobolales; Sporidiobolaceae. Gene Ontology annotation, cellular component: U2-type spliceosomal complex; post-mRNA release spliceosomal complex. The coding region runs from base 1 to 1128 and encodes 375 amino acids. The record is from RefSeq and is a predicted model, not a curated record.
AUGCAAGGGUUCAACAAGUACUACCCGCCAGACUACGACCCGAACGAGCACAAGUCGCUCAAUGGGUAUCACGGCAAGCAUGCGCUCGGCAAGCGGGCGCACAAGAUCGACCAGGGCAUCCUCGUCGUGCGGUUUGAGCUGCCCUUCAACAUCUGGUGCAACCACUGCUCCGCCCACAUCGGCCAAGGCGUCCGCUACAACGCCGAGAAGAAGAAAGUCGGCAACUACUACUCGACGCCGAUCUGGUCGUUCCGGUUCAAGUGCCAUCUGUGCAGCGGGAGGAUAGAGAUACAGACGGAUCCGCAGAACACCCGAUAUGUCGUCACUGAAGGUGCAAAGCAGAAGAUGGAGGAGUGGGAUCCGGCGGAGAACGGACAAAUGGUUAUCGACAACGCCGCCUCGACGUCUACCGCCCCACCUGAUCCCUUCGCCUCGCUCGAAAAGACCGUCACGCAAAAAGCUGCCGCUCUCUCCGAAGCUCAACGCCUCUCCGCCCUCCAGGAGCAGAACGACAGUCAUUGGUCCGACCCCUACGCCGCCUCGACCGCCCUGCGCUCCUCCUUCCGCAAAGCGAAGAAGGUCCGGCUCGAGAGCGAGUCGCGCGCCGAGGGGACGAGGGGGAAGUUUGCGCUUGGUGAGAGGAUCAGGACGGAGGAUUUGAGGACGCCGGCGAGGGGGAGUGAGGAGAGUGAGUGGGAGAAGAGGGAGUGGGUGAGGGCGAGAGGGGAGAUGGAGCGUGCGAAAGAGGAGGAAGGGCGGAAAAGGCGGAGACUGGAAGAGCAGGUCGGCUGGCAGGGCGGAAAGGUCGAGUCCGAAUCGUCGACGCGGCGACUAAGCGUCGGCGGCUCGAGCCGGGAUACGUCGAGACGGACGACGAAGGCGCUUCCCUCGGCCUCAUCCUCCUCUCGCUCGCUUAUCCCCCGAUCCACCUCUGCGCCAUCCUCCCUGUCGUCUCGAGGGACAUCCAACCCAGCCGCCAAAGCCCUCCACUCAAAACUCGCGCUCGCCUCGGCCAUCAAGAACGACCCUUUCGCCUCGCCUCUCGCUCGAGGAAGUCUUCCAAGGAGCGUAUCGUCCAGCAGCGGGCUCGGCGCGGCUGUCAAGGUGGUCAAGCGGUCGAGGGAGUAG